Molecule: messenger RNA, 4311 nt
Organism: Lecanosticta acicola
Lineage: Eukaryota; Fungi; Ascomycota; Dothideomycetes; Mycosphaerellales; Mycosphaerellaceae
Source: the annotation of a GenBank genome assembly
AUGUUCCAGCGUCUGCAGAAAGGCCUCAAUCUCGACUUCCUGGACGGUAAGAUAGCCGAGGAGCAAGAGAAACAGAAGCAACAACAGCAGCAACACAAGAGCGGAUCUUCGGCGAAGCGUUCACCAAGUGUGCGAAGAGGCAGCGGCCGCACAGGCUCCCCGAGCACGAGGCCUAGAGCUGGGAGCAGACUGCGCGUGGCAGAUGCAAAGGUUGGCGAUGGGAGUCCGGCGGCGAAAGGUCCGGACCCUGAGGACUUCGUGAUAGGCGAUGAUCUUUCAGAUAUGGGGAGCAGUCGCGCUCCAACGCCGCUGCCUGGGAAGGAGAGCGAUGGAGAAAGUGCAGAGAAGAACGUCAAGAAGGGAGAAAGCGGCAUUGAUAGCAAUGGCAGCAGCGGCAAGGGCAGGGAAGAGGCAGAAGAAGAGGAUCUACCUUUGGAUGUGCGGCAGAAGCUGGCCAAGUUGGAUACACUGACCGCACGCUAUCAAGGUAUGCUCAAGUCCAUACCACUACACAGGGAUUGGAUCCUUUUAUUGUACUCACAGAACUCGCUAUGUGUAGAUCUUUUACGCAACUAUCGUACCGCCCACGCCCACGUCGCAUCGAUAGAGCCAUUCGAAGCUACCCUACGCGAACACACGCCGCUGACGUCUAUUUCUGAUCCCGGCGCUCUGGUCGAAUUCUUAAACCAGCGUAGCUUGCAAAGCAGCAUGGUUCUGGACGAGCUGAAGAAGGUUAGUGAGCAACACAAGCAAGCGCUUAAGGAGCGCGAUGAGCUCAAAACCAAGCUCGAGGAAGCGGAGAAGACGACCAAGGAGGCGUUUGAUCAGGCUGCCGGCCUAGAGAAAGGGGGCGAUGAUGUCGCAGAUAGGGCUCCUGUUGAGCAGAACAACUCCGGGCCUACGAAUGCAAAGGAGACCAAUGGAGACGCGGCUCGUUCGACCACAAACGCGCCUGUGUCCGAGGAUGACGGUGCAUUCUUUUCUUACGAGGACGAAGUGUCGCGUGACACCGAGCACAAUACCGCCCUUGAAAGGCUCAAGGCGGAACAUGCCGUGGAAGUCAAGAAGCAGACGGACUACAUUAACGAGCUGUCCGAGGAGAAUGUUACCUUGACACAGGACUACGAGAGCUUGCGCCACGAUAUGGAGAUCAAGAAACUCGAUCUAGAUGCCAUGUAUAAUAAGGUCCGUGUGAGAGCCGACGAAAUUGCCCACCUCGAGAAUGAGAACAAGAACAGCCGCAACCAGCUGAAACAAGCUCAAGAAGCAACCGAGAAAGCGGAUGCUGCUCGCGCAGAUGCGGAGAAUAAACAUGCGGAGCAGGAGAAACGUCUGGAGAUCUUGCAGAACCUUGUCAACAGGCUUAGAGAGCAGGUCAAGAUUGCCGAGGACAGCAAACGAACAAAGGAGCAAGAAUUCGACAGCCUCCAAUUUGAAGCUAAGCGACUUGAAGCCGAGGUCAACAAUUCCAGCAAAACAAUUGCGCAUUUGCGACAAGCCGAAUCUUCUCUAAAAGACGCAAGGAAGAAGGCUCAAGAAGUUCAAGACGAACGCGACGAGGCUCAGAGGCUGCUCGCAGCCAAAAAGGGCCAUGAGCAAGUUGCAGCCAGCUUGCGUAGCCAACUUAAGCAGGCAAUUGCACAGCGGGAUGAGGCUUAUCAAACAAUCAUUAAUUGUGGCAAAUGUGAGAGGGCUGAGAUUCAGAAGUCCACAGCCGAUGGUGGAAAACCAGAUGGAGGCAGUGGAGGUGACGGUAGCGUUCAGACCUCCAGCAUGGAUACUGGCAGCGCACCUGAGCCGCGAUCUCGCGGUGGUUCAGAGGCCACCAUUUCGAGUAGCCUGCCCCCGGGAAGUGAGGCUCAAACGCCAGCGACAGAGGCCGCAGACGAACUGGCUAAAGCUGGCGAGGCAAAGAAAAAGAAGAACAAGAAGAAGAAACCGAAAGCCAAGAAGAAGUCUGAUAAUGAGACAGACAUUACAUCGUCGUCUGCGUCUCUCGCCACCAGCCAGGAGGUGACUGUCGAAGACCUCCUCCGCGAUCCAGAGCUGGCACCCGACGUUUUGCUCAAGGCCAAAUUUGGGGAUAAUCCCAUGGUGCCUCUUCUCGCGCAGAUAACGAAUGCCAUGAAGGAGAGAAGUGAGGCUGGUGACGAGGGCGAAGAGGCGCGAAGAUAUUUGGAGGACCUCAACGAGCAGCUGACCCAGAACAUCACCGACAAGGAUAAGAUUCUUCGGGCCAAGGCCGAGGAAAUCCUCGAGCUCCAGGCCAAUCUGGCAGAGAAGACCGAUUUCUUGCAAAGUACGGAGCAAGACAAGAUGCAGACCGAACAGCGCAAGAAGGAAGUAGCAUCGCUGCAAGCCACCAUCGCAGAGAAGGAUACCCAGAUAAAGAAAUUUCAAGAACGACUCCAUGGCGAGUCGGCUUUAUUGGAGCAGAUUGAGGAGCUUAAAGAAGAGAAAGACUCGCUUCAGGAAAGCAUGCUUGAGCACGGAACUGAUGCGACUAACGCCAAGCAUGAGCUAAAGGAGACGCGAGACCGUUGCAACAAACUACAGGAAGAGUUUGACGAAUUGCAAAGGGAAGCCGAUAACCGCCGCAAGAAAACUAAGGACGCUGAGGCCCAAAGAGACACCCUCAACACUCGCUGUGCCGACUUGGAGUCCGAAAUUUCGACGCUCAAGAACAAGAGUGUUUCCCGUGAUGAGCUCGAGGGCGUCAAAGAGCAACUCGCUAGCACUAUCAAGGAGAAGCAGUCUCUUCAAUUGGCGAAAGAGACGUGUGAGAAGGAACUUGAAGAGCUUAAGUCUGCCAAGGGAGACGAACUUGACGCGAAGAAUACCUCCCUCCUUUCGGACUUGGAAGCACUUCGGACAAGGACCUCUGAGUUGGAGAAAGAGCUUGCCGAUGCAAAUCAGCUCGCGCAGUCCCGAUACAAAGAUCUCUGCGACGUGCGAGGCCAUUACCACGAAGCUCAAGUGCAGUUGAAGAGAAUCACAGAUGAGCUGGCGGAGCUGAAGAACGUCAAAGCUGACUUGGAGAAGUCCCAGUCGAGCAUCAAGAGGCUGGAAGCGAGACAGAAGGAUCUCACAUCAGAGAUCGCGGAAUACAAAUCUCAGGCGAGUGAGAAGGAUCGCGAGAUCGUCACCCUCAAAGACAAGGUUAAGAAGGGCGAGGAACGGAGCUCGGCUCUUGAAGAUUCUUACGAGACCGCCCGCAAGGACCUGGAAAAGAGCGAAAGCAUGCGCAACGAAGCGCAAGACAGCCGUGAGAAGCUUCAAGGUGAAUUGAAGAAGACCCAGGAUGAUCUCCGGAGGUCGCGGCCUCGCCUCGACGAGCUGGAGCAACAGGUCAAGAAAUUGACGGAUGAAGCUUCGAGCCUCAGAGACGAGCUUCAGCUGAAGGCGGCUCAGCAAGCCAGUGCACAGAGUCUCAUGGACAGUAUGCGGGACGAGAGAAAUGAGCUUGCGACGCAGAUGAAGGAGGUCAAGGACAGGAAUGAAAGUCUUGAGGAGGAGAUCGCCGACGCUCAUCGCCUACUGUCCGAACGCGGUCGUGAGGGAGAGACGAUGCGUAGAUUGCUGGCCGAUGUCGAGAAGCGGGCGGAGACGACGGUCAAAGAGAUGAAGGAGAAGAUGGACCUCGCCAUUGAAGAACGCGAUCGGGCAGAAGAUGAAGCCAGCACCAUCGGUCGCCGCAAGGCACGGGAGAUUGAAGAUCUCAAGAAUAAGCUUCGCGACGCUGAGCGGGAGGCGAACCGAGCGAAAGAGGCUCGUGAAGAGGCUGAACGCAAAGAAGCUUCGUCCAAGAGCCGGCAGACGGAACUGCAGGAAGCUGCCACCAGGGCGCAAGAGAGCUUGAACGAAACCCGCAAAGCCAUGGCUCAGUUGCAGGAAUCCUUUGACGAGACAGACCGUCAGUCGCGCGAGCUGGAGAAGGAAAAGCUCCAGCUUCGAAAAGAGCUCCAGGAACGCGAGACCCGUAUCGACAAGAUCCAGGCUUCUUCCCGGACCAUGGCAGAGGAGCUCAAGACACUGAGAUCAAUGGGUAAUAAGCAGAGACCGGGCAGCGGCACGCCUUCCCGAUCGUCGGUGGACUCUUCGAGGGUAACCUCGCCCGUCCCUCGAGGGAACACCCAAGCGGCGUCUAAAGACGGCGGGCCUGAUCUGGGAUAUCUCCGGACGGUACUGCUCCAGUUCUUGGAACAGCGGGAGAAGAAGUAUCAGAUGCAGCUGGUGCCCGUCCUGGGGCAGCUGCUUCAGUUUGGAGAGGAGGAUCGGAAUAAGCUCAUGGGCAUUGUUACGAGCCGAUAG